This is a messenger RNA of Exophiala bonariae, 831 nucleotides long. RefSeq lists its product as uncharacterized. Gene Ontology annotation, cellular component: plasma membrane. Bases 1 to 831 code for a protein of 276 amino acids. The transcript has a single exon. The record is from RefSeq and is a predicted model, not a curated record. NCBI's taxonomy places the organism in Eukaryota, Fungi, Ascomycota, Eurotiomycetes, Chaetothyriales, Herpotrichiellaceae.
AUGUGCUCAACACCAGACGUCCAGAUCUGGACGGAGUCGAACGUGUCUGAUGUAGACGAGAUCUCAAAGUUUCUAGCUUGCUCCGAGAUCAGUUCUCUGAACUCUGGCCCAUCAGUUGAUGUCCUCGUUCUCUGCGGCAACGCCAUUUUGCCCAUAGCCGAGGGGGUCUUCUCUGCCAUUGAAUCCAGACCAGAUAUAGCAAAAACGCUGGUGAUAUGUGGAGGUGUCGGCCACUCGACGUCUUUUCUCUACGAAGCCGUGCGCAAAAGCAAGUACUCUGCCAUUCUGCCCGAGAUAAAUGGACUUCCGGAGGCAAGAGUACUCGAGCGCAUCAUGGUCGAUUUCUUCCCACGCCUCGAUGCUUUAGUCAAAUCGAACGCUGUCAAGCUUAUCAUUGAGGACAAAUCAACAAAUUGCGGUGCCAACGCGAUGGAGACAAGACGUGUCCUUGAUGGUGAGAAUAUCUCACCCCGGUCUCUCAUCGUCGUGCAGGAUCCUACGAUGUCACUACGCACCGUCGCUGCCUUCAAGCAUACAUAUGGCGAUUACUCGAAACCUCCUGUUUUCUUCGGCUGUCCAAUUUUUGUCCCCAUGCUUUCACUUGAACACUCUACCAAGCAUGCCGUUCUCAGUGUGUCAGGACUCUCUGCGUCAGAUCUUUGGGAAUCUUCCCGAUUUCUUGAUUUGCUCAUGGGCGAGAUACCACGGCUGAGGGAUGACGAAUUUGGCUACGGCCCUAAGGGCAAGAAUUAUAUUUCACAUGUGGACGUUCCUGACCAUGUAGAAAACGCGUGGGCGAGACUGAAAAGGGUUCUGCAGCCCUCAAGGUAA